Tarenaya hassleriana is the source of this 1230-nucleotide messenger RNA. Its product is annotated as transcription factor bHLH128. Lineage: Eukaryota; Viridiplantae; Streptophyta; Magnoliopsida; Brassicales; Cleomaceae. Gene Ontology annotation, cellular component: nucleus. Gene Ontology annotation, biological process: regulation of transcription by RNA polymerase II. The record is from RefSeq and is a predicted model, not a curated record. Bases 61 to 1029 code for a protein of 322 amino acids. Gene Ontology annotation, molecular function: RNA polymerase II cis-regulatory region sequence-specific DNA binding; DNA-binding transcription factor activity, RNA polymerase II-specific; protein dimerization activity. The transcript is spliced from 6 exons.
CUCUUCCGAAAUUCAACUCUCCUCUCUCUCUCUCUCUCUCUCUCUCUCGCGAUAGAAGCCAUGUACCAAUCAUCUCCGUCCACGUCAUCAUCGCAGAAAUCAUCGCUUCCGGGAGGCGGUCUGAUCCGGUACGGAUCGGCUCCGGGAUCGCUACUGAACUCCGCCGUCGACGCCGUCAUCGGGCAGCCGGAGAACUUCCUCGGCCAUUUCUUCUCCGGCGAUUCUUCCUCCCUCAGGUCGGAGUCAACCUGCGGAGUCAGCUCAUCCGACGGUCGGAAAGACCUCGGCAAAGAUCUUCUCGACAGAUCCUACGGCCUCGAAGAGAUCUCACAGCACAGGAGUUCGGAUAACGCUAACUCCGGACCUUACUCUCUCGCCCGUCAACGGAGCUCUCCCGCCGAUUUCUUCAGUUACCUCACCUCUGACAAAAACGGUUUUUCCGUGAGUCAACUCAGUCAAGGGACGGGAGAGUACAGUGGAGGAGGGCGAACGAGGCUGAAAACACAGCUGAGCUUCACGGGUCAUCAUGACUCACUGGGUCGGAUCUCGGAGGUCAACGAGUCGGCAAUCGACGACACCUCCGACCACUCCUUCGCUACGGAUUCGUGGGACGAUGCUUCCGGCGGCUCAAUCGGAUUCACCAUGACCCGACCCGCUAAACGACCCAGAGACACGGACCCUUCUCCCUUUUCGCAGUUUAGUAUAUCGGAUACAUCGCAUAGCUACAUGGAAAACUUCAUGCAACUCCCAGAAGAUUCAGUGCCAUGCAAAAUCCGGGCCAAGCGCGGUUGCGCAACUCACCCCAGAAGCAUCGCUGAGCGGGAGAGGAGAACGAGGAUAAGCGGGAAACUGAAGAAGCUUCAAGAACUUGUUCCCAACAUGGAUAAGCAAACGAGUUACGCGGACAUGUUGGAUUUGGCGGUUGAACACAUCAAAGGACUUCAACAGCAACUCGAUAAACUCCAGAAAGAACAAGGAGACUGCACAUGUGGAUGCGGGGAGAGACCGGACGAGGGAUGUGGACUCUAGACCGAUCAAGAUUCGUAACUGUAAUUAACGGUUUGAUUUCAUCAGAUUACAUUAAUGCCUAAUUUUCUCUUUUAAUCUGUUUUGUUUGGACAAUAUUUUCCAUGUUUUGAUGGAAAAAAAAAAACAAAAAGAUGGAUUAGCUAUUUUUUGCAUGGAUAAUGUUUCUUUCUCGAAUGAAUGACAUUUUUAGUUAAUCUUUAA